Molecule: messenger RNA, 1036 nt
Organism: Corapipo altera (White-ruffed manakin)
Lineage: Eukaryota; Metazoa; Chordata; Aves; Passeriformes; Pipridae
Product: taperin-like
Exons: 2
Coding region: 26-295 (89 amino acids)
Source: RefSeq, a predicted model, not a curated record
CACUCGGUCCUCCAGCCGCUGCUCGAUGCGCUCCGCCAUGGCCGCGGCGCUCCGGAGCGUCCCCACACAGACCCGGCACAGACCCGGCACAGACCCGGCCCGGCCCGAGGCGCCGCCGCUUCCGCCCGCCCCGCCCCGCGGCCGCUCUGCCGCCCCCUGCCCGGCUGGAGGGGCCGCGCAGCACCCGCUGUCACGGAGCCGGAGAAUCCUUCGGGUUGGCAGCGACUCCUGCAGAUCAGCCAGUCCCACCCCCCUGCCAGGGCAGAGUCGCCUGGAGCAGGAAAUAGUGACAUGAUUUUCCAAGAAGUGACCAGACAGAAAAGCUACCAGGAAAUGGAGAAGCACCAUCCAGUCACAAGACCAAGAACUACAGUCUGGUGCUGCAUUGGGGGCUUGGUGGCUGAGGCAGCUCUGCACUGCAGCUGUCUCAUGCCAAGGGACCCCUUACCCCACAAGAACAAGUUCCUGAUGGAGACUGUCCCCCCUGGAGACUCCCUUGUCCUACUCAGCUGCCAAAGGCUCUGGGUCAGAGCAGGGUCAGCACAGCUGUCCCAGCACAGCCACCCCCACCAGUGAGCCAAAGCCUUCAGGCUCUUGGGACCUACAUUUCAGUGAGUUCACCUCCCAUGGAGCUCAGCUUUCAGUAAAUCAGCACAACAAUCCUGCUCAAAGUGUUGGUGAAAGAGUGUUAUUCAUAAUCAACAGUAAGUUAUUAAUUAUAUUGGGGCUGACAUUUUGAGAUGCACCAGUUCAAACUGAUUCUUGUACAGAUCCAAAGACUUUAAUGAAACAGCCCUUAAGGAGGACAACACUGGGGAGGAAAAGCAGCAUUAGCACACUGAAUCACUGAGCAAGAAUGUGAUUGGAAUUACUACACUGGAUUAACUUCAUUUGAGUAUCUCUGCAUCUGAUGGCAUGAUUUUAUACUAUAAAAGCAUUCUGUAUUUAGAGCUAAUCUGUCAUGGUGCACUUAGAUCACAACAUGUAAAUGAGAACACCACAUGCAGUGUAGGAGUUCAGAACUUAAAAGGUAAAU